CCCAGAAUGAGCAAAUUUACUCAAUAGUACUAUCUCCUCUGUCUCUCUACUGAUAUUAAUUGCACAUAUACUUCACGUUAAUUCAAUCUUAUGUUGCAUUACUAAACGGUGUAUCUUUGAAGUAAUUUUUACAUAAAUCUGUUUUAUUUCCUUCAUAAUUAUUCAUCUUUAGACAAUUUGUGAAACUUGACACCUUCAGGAAUCGUGCGCACACUUGCUUCAAAGUCAUGAAUUCAAUCAUUGCAACAAAAAGGUUACCUCCUGAGCAAACUGUGGUUGAAGGGGAAGGCAUAAUUAGCAAGUUGCAUGAAAGCAUUCUUGGUAAGAUUCUGUCUUUCCUUCCAACUACAGAUGCAGUUCACACUAGUGUGUUAUCAAAAGGGUGGAUUCAUGUUUGGAAAUCCAUCACAGGCCUACAGUUUAAUGAUGCUUUGCACCCUUUGGGGAAAAAGAUGCAAAAAGAACACUUUGUGUGUUUUGUGAAAAAGGUGAUUCUUCACCUAGCCAAUUCAAGCAUCCAAAGUUUCUCUCUUUGUUUAACAUGUUAUCAUUAUGAUUCAACCCUGGUAAGUGCAUGGAUUUCCUCUAUCUUGCAAAGGGGUGUCCAGAAUCUUCAUAUUCAGUAUGCCGAUGAAAUCCUAUUUCCUUCUUGUUCCCUCUUUAGUUGCAAUUCUCUAGUGCAAUUGGUGCUUCAAAUGAAAUGUACUGUUAGUGUUCCAAUCUUUUCUUCUCUCCCAAAUCUUGAAAACCUUAGCAUUUCUGGGAUAAGGUUAGUGAGUGAAUCCUCCAAUUAUUCAGAAGAUCUAAUUCUUAACUUUCCAGUUCUCAAAGUGCUUGAAGCUAGAGGAUGUGAGUGGUUAACUAAGCAGAACAUUGGUAUCAAAGCACCUCUACUGGAAAGGUUUUCCAUAGCAAUAUGGAACUCUCUAUCAAAUAAAUCACAUAAAUCUGCCAUCAAGAUUUUUGCUCCCAAUCUAGCAGAUUUCUCUUAUGGGGGUGAUCUUGAGCAAGAAAUCAUUCUACUGAAUUCAGCAUCAAUUCACAGUGCAUCUGUUGUGAUUGUUGCUGAUGAAGACAAAAUGACCAAUGUUGGAAAACUUGGGUUUCAAGUACACAAGCUUCUUGCACAAAUCCGUGAAGUGAAGCAAUUGAAAUUAUUGUUUUACAAGGUUUUGAUGCAUGCCAGAGAUAUUUUCACCCAUCUACCAGCUUUUAGUAGGUUGAGUUAUCUGCAACUAAAUGAGGUCACUGGUGAAGCUCUGCUCAACAUUCUGAACAAUUGCCCAAUUCUUAGUAGUCUUGUUUUACAAAAUGGAGUAUCAGAAUCAAAUAAAGAUCAUGUCUUGACUUCUGCAUCAGUGCCUCAGUGCUUCCUGUCUAGCCUCAAAGUUUUUCAGUUUAAGGAAUUUAAUGUGCGCGAGCAUGAGCUUCUUUUGGCAAAAUUUGUGUUGGCAAAUGCAGCAGUCUUGGAGCAAAUGAUCAUAUGUACUGCUUUCUGGUUGCGGUAUUCAGAAAUCGACGUGGAGAAAGUCAAGGACCAGAUACUAUCUUUUCCAAAGUGUUCCAACUUAGUCAUGAUACAAUUCUAAUGCAUUAGUCAAAGAGAUAUAUUUGUAAAUUAAAGAAGAUAUAUUGUGUGGAACAGAUACAUUAAUAUUUUAA
Messenger RNA from Glycine soja, 1662 nucleotides. Its product is annotated as F-box/FBD/LRR-repeat protein At3g14710-like. The transcript is spliced from 3 exons. The record is from RefSeq and is a predicted model, not a curated record. NCBI's taxonomy places the organism in Eukaryota, Viridiplantae, Streptophyta, Magnoliopsida, Fabales, Fabaceae. Gene Ontology annotation, molecular function: protein binding. Bases 228 to 1589 code for a protein of 453 amino acids.